Messenger RNA from Daucus carota subsp. sativus, 561 nucleotides. RefSeq lists its product as uncharacterized. NCBI's taxonomy places the organism in Eukaryota, Viridiplantae, Streptophyta, Magnoliopsida, Apiales, Apiaceae. The transcript is spliced from 2 exons. The record is from RefSeq and is a predicted model, not a curated record. Bases 1 to 561 code for a protein of 186 amino acids.
AUGGAAGCUCUUCAGUCCUUCAAUAUGGGCACGAAGGUGGAUUGGUGCUUUAGGGAGGAUGAUGCAGAGCAACUAGAGGAAGUGACAUUUAGGAGAUUGUUCUGGGCUUUUAAGCCCUGCAUUGAUGGCUUCGAGUAUUGCAGAUCCGUCAUACUGAUAGACGGGACUCAUUUGUAUGGACCAUAUCCGGGUGUUCUUCUGAGUGCAACAGCUAUAGAUGGGUUUAGUCACAUUCUACCAUUGGUGUUUGCUAUAGUGGAGUCGGAGAACAACUCUAGCUGGGAUUGGUUCAUGGAUAGGUUGAGGAGCUUGGUGGUUGGUCGGAGGCACGAGAUAUGUGUCAUUUCUGAUAAACAUUUAGGGAUCAUGGCAGCUAUGCAGAAGGAUGGAUGGUGUGAGCCACUUAAUCAUCAUCGGUACUGUGUGAGACAUUUUGCCACAAACUUUGCCACCAAAUUCAACAAAGCUGGAUUGAAGGAUAGAUUGGUUGAGUUGGCAUAUCAGGUCCAGCCUAAGAAAUUUGAACUACUAUGGGGGGAGUUUUUGGCACUAGAGCCCUGA